UUUCAUUAAUGGCCAAUAUUAGUGCAGAAGAGAUGAAAAAUGAAGUGGGGACUAAUAGAGAAAUAGUGAAGGAAAGUGUUGUUGAAUCUCAUCCUUAUGCAUUUCAUGUUUCAGGACCUCGUAAUAUUUCUUCUCCAAAUUGGAAGGACCUUAUUAAUUCCAGUUGGAGGAAGGAUGCUAACUAUAAAAGAACAGUAAUGGCCUGCUUUAUCCAAGCAGUUUACCUUCUUGAGCUUGACAGACAAGAAAAUAGGACAGAACAAAAUGCACUUGCUCCAAAAUGGUGGAUACCCUUCAAGUACAAGCUGGUCGAGACCCUAAAAGAUGAACGAGAUGGAUCCAUAUUUGGUGCAAUAUUCGAGUGGGAUCGAUCUGCAGCUUAUGCUGAUUUUGUACUGAUCAGACCCAGUGGUGCACCUAGAGCUGUUUUAGCCUUAAGGGGAACACUUCUGAAAAGCCCAACAAUGAGAAGAGACAUCGAGGAUGAUCUCCGCUUCCUAGCCUGGGAAAGUUUGAAAGGAUCUGUGAGGUUUAGUGGAGUCCUGAAGGCCUUGAAAGCAAUCACCGACAAGUAUGGAAGCAAUAACAUUUGUAUUGCUGGCCAUUCCCUUGGAGCUGGCUUUGCGCUUCAAGUGGGAAAAGCAUUAGCCAAAGAAGGAAUAUAUGUAGAGGCACAUUUGUUCAAUCCACCCUCGGUUUCACUUGCUUCAAGUUUCAGAAACAUUGGAGAAAAAGCUGGCUUUGCAUGGAAAAGGUUAAAAGCAAUGCUUCCUUCAAAGUCUGAUUCUCAGAUCAGCUGUGAGGAAAGCGGUGCAACAUCAUUUCGAGUAGGCCCAAAGCAAUGGGUCCCUCACUUGUAUAUUAACAACAGUGAUUACAUAUGCUGCUCUUAUACUGAUGCAGACGGAGCACAAAACGACCAAGCUGCUAACAACAAGGAGAACGCAAAACCAACAAACUGCCAAGCUGCAGCAAAACUUUUCUUGUCUUCGAAAGGCAAACAAAAGUUUCUUGAGGCUCAUGGACUGGAACAAUGGUGGUCCGAUAACUUGGAACUACAAAUGGCUGUUAGUAACAGCAAACUCAUUAGCCAGCAGCUGAAAUCCUUGUACACUCUGCCAGCUUCUCAAGUAACACCAGUCAAGCGAUAACAGAUGAACAAGUGGCUUCGUCGCUCCCUUUGUGAAAUAACUCAUUUUCAAUGACAAUAGUUGUUCCUAUAUCACCAUGUUGGUGGUAUGCACUUAAAAGGUUCUUACAAUUUUAUUUCCUCUCUUGUAUUAAUGAACAAUGCAGUGAGGAUGCUCUGAAGGUGGAGCCAAAUAAUCUCAAAUGUGGAACCCAUGUUUCUUUUA
Messenger RNA from Lycium ferocissimum, 1355 nucleotides. RefSeq names its product GDSL esterase/lipase At4g10955-like. The transcript has 2 exons. The record is from RefSeq and is a predicted model, not a curated record. NCBI's taxonomy places the organism in Eukaryota, Viridiplantae, Streptophyta, Magnoliopsida, Solanales, Solanaceae. Bases 9 to 1151 code for a protein of 380 amino acids.